Molecule: messenger RNA, 2950 nt
Organism: Xiphophorus maculatus (southern platyfish)
Lineage: Eukaryota; Metazoa; Chordata; Actinopteri; Cyprinodontiformes; Poeciliidae
Exons: 3
Coding region: 81-1562 (493 amino acids)
Source: RefSeq, a predicted model, not a curated record
UUUGGAUAUCCAUUGGAUACCUUUUUCUGUUGUUUAACAACACGCGCUGGAAGAUAAAGAACAAGUCUUAGGAAGACGAAAUGGCUUGCUGUGUCGCUGUCGGCUGCUGUAAUCGAUCAGACAGAAAAGACUUGUCAUUUUACCGCUUUCCUAAAGACCCAGAGAGGAGGACUUUAUGGGUGCAAGCAGUGUGCCGCCGAAACUGGAAUCCCACCGACUACUCCAGAAUAUGCAGUAAACAUUUCAUCUCGGGACAAAAAAGCAACAACCCUCUGUCUCCGGAUUAUGUACCCUCUCUUUUUGCGCAUACCCCAACCGCUGAAAGGAGAGUCAUAAAAAGAGAUGCAAGCUACAGCGAGGAACCUACGAAGAAGAGUCGCACCAAAUCUAAUCAGACUGAAAUAAUAAGUGCUGCAACUGCACUGCUGGAUCUUUCUGGGACUGGACCAAACAGUGGGACAGCGGAUGACAAUGGGGAAGACGUUGACCUGUACAACGAAGAGGUUUGUCAAGCAGAUCUGCCUGGGGAAGAGGAAGAAGAAACGGGUGUGGAAGCUCAGACUGACCUGAGCGGUGCAGAUGUCGACACUUUGACAUCCGCAGUUCAAAAGUUGACUUCAGAAAAACAACUGCUGACUGAUCAGCUAAAGAUCAUGGACCUCUCUGAGGAAUCGUUUAAAGAUAAUGAUGAAAAAACAAAGGUUUACACAGGUUUACCGACAUUUGUCUCAUUUAUGACCAUCAUGGAUUUGAUCAUGCCUUGUUUACGGAAACCAAACUCGGCCUUAUCGCCAUUUCACAAAUGCUUAUUGACAUUAAUGAAGCUAAGACUUAAUGUCAGUAUGCUAUACCUAUCAUAUGUUUUCAGAGUUCACUACAGCACAGUUGCAAAAACAUUUUCUGACGUGAUCACCUUUUUAAAUAUCAAAUUAGUUCCUUCUACUGUAUUUUGGCCAGAAAGAGAUCAGAUAAAAAGUACAAUGCCCCAACUUUUUAAAGCUACAUAUCCUGAUUGUGUUUCGAUACUGGACUGUUUUGAGGUAUUAACUGAAGGACCUUCAUACCUUGAAACCAAAACCAUAAACAGUUCACAUUAUAAAAGUCACAAUACAAUGAAGUAUUUAAUUUCAGUAACGCCACAAGGUUUCAUUAAUUUUAUAUCCAAAGGAUGGGCUGGCCGUACGUCCGAUCGGCUGGUAACGGAGAGCUGUGGCUACCUGAACAAUCUUGCUCCAGGAGAUGCUGUUCUUGCAAACAAAGGGUUUAAUAUUGAAGAUAUUGUUGCACUACGUGGUGCGAGGUUGAUAGUUCCUGUCAUCACAAAAGGUGUCAAACAGCUGCCGCAUGGGGAAAUCACAGAAGGUAAAAAACUUUUAUCAGUUAGAAUAAAUAUGGACCGAGCUCUGGGCAACCUAAUGCAAAAAUACCCAAUUUUACGGAGCACCUUUCCUAUCAAGUUCUUACUCACGGAUCAAGCGGCAAAGAUGUCAACGCUUGAUAAAAUUAUGAGAGUCACUUGUGGCCUCUGCAAUAUAUGUAACUCUGUGAUGCCAUGUAAUUAGAUUGACCCCAGAAACUCCUCCACUUUGUAGAUUUUCCAAGCUGGUACUUGGCAAAGGGUACUUUAGGUAUGUUACAUCUCAAUGAUCCCUGCAUCACAGUGAUGUGAACAUACCUGUCAAGUUUUGGGCUUGAGAAAACGGGAAAUGUCGCCGUCCGAGACUAAUUAUGUAGACUGACAUAACAGCGUAUUAUUAUUUACGGGAAAAUAAUAAUAUGGGAGCACGGCAGGAAAGGGCGAUUAAAAACGCCAGUUUCUCGGCCAAAACGGGAGACUUGACAGGUGUGGAUGUGAACAUAUUCAUACAUUUUUGAAUUUUUUCACAUUUGAAUCAAGCUGGAACCACAAAUAUUAAUUUAUGUCACAGUUUUUUUUUUUUUUUUCUUUCCUUCGUACUGAGGCGAAAGUGGGUCAGGAGGUAGGAGUUUGGUUGCAACCGAUAGGAUGCAGGUUCAAAUCCCUUCUCCAUUUGUGUCAGCCAUUUUCUGCAGCUACAACGAAGCUCACCACCAUCAGUGAGUGACUGAAUGUUGUGUAAAGUGUUUUGUGGUCUUCUGGAUUAGAUAAAGUGCUAUAUAAUUAUGCGUCAUUUACCAUUCAGUCUUUGGGGCUUGCACUGUGCUCAGGUCACAGCCAAUAGAGAUGGGACAUCUUAAGCAGCUGGUCGUUGUGGAAACAGAUCUCCUGCUCAUGCUGCUCUUCACAUCACAGAAUAAUAUAAUUUUUCUCCCUUGUUUUCUCCUUUACUCUCUUUCUCACCAUUCCAGGUUUAGUUAGGUCUAUUCCUGAUUGAGGCUCAUAUUUUAAGAACUUGUGCCUGUUUUAUCCUGCACCUUGUUAAUGAACAAAGCACAGUUUCAUCUGUUUUUCUUUUCAGGGUUUCUUACAGUAAAUGCCUCACUCUGCUUGAAAGCAAACAUAGUCACUGUUUUUAUCAGCUGGAUCAUCCAUAUUUGCCAAACUUGGACAAUUUGCUCUUCACUUAGGAAUCAGAGUCAGCUCUAUUGGCCAGGAUUGUGUGCAGACACAAGUAAUUUGUACAUUUUGAAGGAUAUAUUGUGUUCCACUGAGGCCUGAACAAUUUAGCAAUAAAAAUCAUAAUGUCUUUUUACUUUGACUUUAUUAAUGUAGGUUUGGAGCUUGGGUACUGUAUUAAAAUGUAGAAUUUUCCCAUUUUUUUCAUGUAUGUAAAUAAACAGUAUUUUUAACAUUCUUUUGUUUUCUUUUUUUGUAACUGUUGCAGGCCUAUUCCUCUAUCGGUGGAUCAUCUUAAUUGAGCACUGCUUCCAUAAAUAUAAAUCUUAUUUGUAUUUGAUCUCGGAUUCAUUGCUUUGAGAAGUUAAACUUUUUGUUGUCUUAGCUGAAAUUGAAAAAAAUAAAUAAAUAAUU